Ectocarpus siliculosus is the source of this 1527-nucleotide messenger RNA. NCBI's taxonomy places the organism in Eukaryota, Phaeophyceae, Ectocarpales, Ectocarpaceae. The record is from the annotation of a GenBank genome assembly.
AUGCUUCUCUCGCAGCGGGCAAUACCUCGAAUGCGCCGCCUUUUGUCUUCAUCCUCGGAUCAGGCGGCGGAGGCAAAUGCGCAACUCGAGUCCCUGCACGAAGUUAGCACAGCGGUAGAUCUGGCUGCUCUAGGCCGUCGUACGGAAGCAGCGUCUCUCUUGGAGCGGGCUGUCGAAAUAUGCUCCGGGUCUAUGGGAGAGGAUUGCGCGCUCACCCGAGCCGCUGUACAUAGGCUGGCGCAAGUUUUGUACGACGACCAGCGAUUCGGGGCGGCGGAAGCGAUCCUCCGAAAGGGAGAAUCUAAUGCUCGGAAACAGUUCCCGACGGAGCUGCUCCUACUGUCCAAGGCUCAGCUGUUCCAGGGGAAGAUACCCGUAGCGGUUGAGACCUCUUCCCGUGCUGUGGAUCUGUGCCAGCAGGACGAAGACAACACACCGGAUACGGACGCCUUGGGGCAGGCCUUGCGGCAGCUAGGAGUGAUCCAAGUGCUCAGUGGAGAGGAAGAUGACGCGGAAACGAGCUUGCUAAGGGCGGCUAGGCUUGGCUCCACUUCCGCCGACCAGGGCAAGGGAUUGGCAGCAGUGGCCGCAUUUAACAUCGCGCGGGGGGACGAGCAGAGCGUCGAGGAAGCGGUUGAACUCCUGAACGAGGCAUGUGCCACGACGUCAGAGUCCGACGAGCAUAAAGAACCCACCGCGACAGCUGAAGCGGAAAGUGAAAAAGAAGGUGGUGAUGGCAAUGAUGCUGCUGCUUCCGCUGCCACCUCCAAGGUGGCACGACUUGCGCAUGCGUCCGUGCUAUCGACCGCGGCGCAGGGGGAGUUGGUUUUAGAGCGGGGUACGGCAACGGCCUCGGAGCGACUAGGAGAGGCGCUUAAGAUCAGAGAACAGCUGCUUCCCAUUGGCCAUCCGGCAACGGCGUGGACGCUCUCCUUGUUGGCGCGGUGUCACGUGGCGGCCGGCGAGGCUGUGACAGCUGAAGGCCUGUUCCGCGCCGCGUUGGAUAGUCUGCAGGGUAUCGCGGAAGAGGUCGACGAUGGUAUCGCCAGACGUCAGCGGUCGGCUGGCACAGUGGCGCUCCCGUUAUUGUUUGCAUCGCCUCUUCACCCGCACACGAAGGCGGCAACUCUACGAGGCUAUUCGGAGCUAUUGUUGCAGUGGGAGAAGCGGGAGGCGGAGGGGGAAGUCGUAGCGCGGCAGGCAGAGAAGGUGGAGUCGUCGUUGCUGCUCAAGCCGCCAGUGGGGCUCACGUUGCAUAUGCUUCACCUUGACGACGUUUAUUAGAAGUGGGCAACUACGCGAACAUGCGUACGGCGUGCAAUUUUCCAAAGGGUUGCUCUGGAGAUUGUGUGAGGUCCGCACGUCUAUUUAGUUAAUAUUGAGGCGCAGAGGCUGCCUGUGACUUUUUUUGGCGAAAUCCUGCAAGCGUAUAGAAUGGCGGCUGUAAGAGAGUUUGCGCGCACCCUCGAAUAUCGCCAAGCGGAGUAUUGUAGGCCAAGCCCGUUUCGGUGAAAGAGCCGGUGACAC